Candidozyma auris is the source of this 1614-nucleotide messenger RNA. RefSeq lists its product as uncharacterized. The record is from RefSeq and is a predicted model, not a curated record. The transcript has a single exon. Lineage: Eukaryota; Fungi; Ascomycota; Pichiomycetes; Serinales; Metschnikowiaceae. Gene Ontology annotation, molecular function: iron ion binding; monooxygenase activity; oxidoreductase activity, acting on paired donors, with incorporation or reduction of molecular oxygen. The coding region runs from base 1 to 1614 and encodes 537 amino acids.
AUGAUUAAAGAGAUCCUAAUAGAUGGAUACAGGCUCGUUUAUGCUCAGCAGACGCCUGUUUUGGCAGCGAUCCUAGUGCUUUUCGCUGCCUACACUUUCAUUUUGCACCCAUUUUUCAUCUCUCCCUUGAGACAUGUGCCUGGACCUUACUUGAACCGAAUUUCGAGCAUUCCCUUCAUGAAAGCCGCCUGGGGUGCAUCUCUUGUGAGGAAAACUCAUCUUUUGCAUGCUAAGUAUGGCGAUGUUGUGUUGUUGGCGCCCAAGAUGAUGGCCUGCAACGGCGACCCAAAGUACUUGCACGACAUCUACACCAAGAACAUGCCCAAACUGCGGUUCUACGAGAAUUUCCUGAACCACGGCAACAGAAGGAACAUCUUCAGCACAUUGACGAACCCAGAGCACCUCAAGCUCAAGAAAAUCAUCCAGAACUUGUACCUGAAGGGCGCAGUGCUCAAAAACGUCAACCGCCAGAACUUAAUAGAGAAGGUGACGUUUUUGAUGCAAGACUUGCGCCUCAACGACAGCACGCCUGUAGAUGUGUUCACGCUUUUCGCUGCUUUGGCGAUGGACGCUGUGAGUGGAUUUGAGGUCGGGUUGCAAAACAGCACCGAUCUCUUGUUGAAGCCAGAAAAAAGACCCAUCAUCGCCUCGUUCAGGAACAUCUCCUCCAUGGGCUUCUGGACCACAAGAAUGCCAUGGUUUUGGCGCUGGGCCGCCACAGACCAGAUCUUGCUGGAUGUGGAGGUGUGUGAAAAAUUCGAGAUGGACUUGUACAAUAAAGCCGAGGCAAAUGUUCCCGAGAGGCAGCCCAACGUGAAUUUGACUACGCUAGAGGCACUUAAAAAAAGCGGCGUUCGUGGUUUGAACGCCUACUCUUUGCUCACAGACAAUCUUUUUGCUGGCCACGAAACCACAGCGGUCCUGAUGACAUACAUGUGCUACCAGCUUUCACGGCCCAUCAACAGGAAACGGCAGCUUAAGCUCCACGAGGAAAUUAGAAAUAGCUUUGGACCCGUUUCUGACGACAUCAUCGACGACAUCGAAACUGUCGACAAACUUCCAUACUUGGAUGCUGUGCUCAAAGAAACAAUGCGUGUGCACGCAGCGAUUCCAGGGUCAGAGCCUCGUGUUUGUGAUAAACCGUACGAGGUGAACAUAAACGGCAAGCGUGUGGUUAUUCCUGCGGGCACUGAGAUUUCUUGCCAGCCAUACUCUAUGCACAGAGUAGAGCUGGUGUUCCCACGGCCUGAUGAAUGGAUCCCAGAGCGCUGGCUCCAGGGAGAUAAUGAGAAUUACGAGGAAUAUACUGCCAGAACGCUGCACAUGAACAAGUACAUGUUCCCAUUUGGCAAGGGGAUUAGAAUGUGUCUUGGAAUGAACUUGGCCUUGACUGAGAUGAAGCUAGCGUGCGCUAACAUGUACUGGAGAUACAAUUCCAUCAUAGACCCCAAAUGGUGUCGUGGCAGAGGAAGCGACAAUACCACCCUCCCCAUGGGUCACGAGUAUUAUAGUAAAAAAUGUGAGCAAGGUAUCAUGGCCAUGGCUGAUGCAUAUACUACUCGCCCAGAAGGCGAAGAGUGCUGGCUCGUGUGGUCGGAGAUAAGCGGAAACUGA